This is a messenger RNA of Physeter macrocephalus (sperm whale), 2194 nucleotides long. RefSeq names its product tektin 3 (gene TEKT3). The coding region runs from base 599 to 2071 and encodes 490 amino acids. NCBI's taxonomy places the organism in Eukaryota, Metazoa, Chordata, Mammalia, Artiodactyla, Physeteridae. Gene Ontology annotation, biological process: cilium movement involved in cell motility; cilium assembly. The record is from RefSeq and is a predicted model, not a curated record. The transcript has 10 exons. Gene Ontology annotation, cellular component: sperm flagellum; microtubule cytoskeleton; nucleus.
GGGGCGGGGCGGGGCCGGGCGGGGCCGGUAGUCCGCGCUCCAGCGGGUUGUAGUUUGUGGGGCUGCGACCCCCUCCCGCCCACGCCCGCUUCCCCGCCCCUCGCCCGGCACCGCCGACAGGUGAGUGGUCCCUCGGGCUCCUGCCUGCUGCUGGGACGACGCCGACAGAGUCCCCGCCCCGAUUAGGACUACAACGUCUGGCCUCAGAAUUGGGGGUGAGGUCGUGGAAACCCUGGAAUAACCCCCCCCAGCCCCGCCUCCAUCUUCACUUCGCUACCCUCACCCCUGCACAUGAAAACCGUAAAACCCACAGAUGCUCCAGGUGACCACUAACAACUCUCCACUCUGAUUGGUCUGGCUUCAAAAUGUCUCUGUGCCCUCUGUGAGCUCUAGGAAUCGUGCAGCUGACAACACUGGCAUCAUUCUUUGCCAAGUAAAUGCGUCUAUAGACACUAACCCCCAAACAGAAUGACGUUCAGAGGCUGAAAAGUAGGUCAGAGUCUACGGCGUCCUUGGCUUUCUGGACUAACAAUGACCCCAAAUUCUGGACAACAGAAUAUUUUCAGCUGGAGAGAUUUACAAAUAGUGCUUGAGCAUCAUGGAGCUUCUAGGUUCUACUUUAGCGGCAACUUAUGCCCACCCUAGACCAACACCAGCCAACUUUCUACCAGCCAUCAGUGCCAUGGCCUCAAGCUAUAGGGACUGCUUCCCCCACUGCAAUCUGACCCAUAGUCUGAGCCUGCCUUGGAGACCAAGCACGUACUGCAAAGCAGCCUCCAGCUCGCCAGCCUUGGACCCGUACUGCACCAGAUCUCAGAGGGUGUCCGAGAGCACCAUGCUUCCCUUUGUUUCCAACAGAACCACACUCUUCACCAGAUAUACUCCCGGUGAUUGGUACAGGUCCAACUUAGCCAACUUUCAAGACUCCAACGCUUCCCGACACAAUUCAGAGAGACUGAGGGUAGCUACGUCUCGCUUGAUUCAAGACAAAUAUCAACAAACGAGAAAAACCCAGGCAGACUCCACCCACAAUCUGGGAGAACGAGUGAACGACAUAGGAUUUUGGAAAUCUGAAAUCACUCAUGAGUUGGAUGCAAUGAUUGGAGAGACAAAUGAACUAACCGAUGUGAAGAAGAAACUGGAGAGGGCUUUGAUGGAGACAGAAGCCCCUCUUCAGGUAGCCCGGGAAUGUCUAUUUCAUCGAGAGAAGAGAAUGGGAAUCGAUCUAGUUCAUGAUGAAGUGGAAACAGAGUUGCUGAUGGAGGUUGAUAUUAUUCUGUGUUGUCAAGAAAGGAUGAAGCUGCAUUUGGACAAGGCCAUUGCCCAACUGGCGGCCAACAGAGCUUCCCAGCACGAGCUGGAGAAGGACCUGAGCGACAAGCAGGCAGCUUACCGCAUCGACGAUAAAUGCCACCGCCUGCGAAACGCGUCGGACGGCGUCAGCUACUUCCGCGGAGUGGAGCGGGUGGAUGCCAUGGUCUCGGUGCCCGAGUCCUGGGCCAAAUUUACCGACGACAAUAUUCUUCGCUCCCAGAGCGAGCGAGCUGCCUCUGCGAAACUAAGAGACGACAUCCAGAACCUCCUGGUGGUGACAGCCAACGAGUUGUGGAAUCAGUUCAACAAAGUGAACCUGGCUUUCACCAGCCGCAUUGCUGAGACUGCAGAUGCUAAAAAUAAGAUUCAGAUUCACCUCGCAAAGACCCUGCAGGAGAUUUUCCAGACGGAGAUGACCAUCGAAUCCAUCAAGAAGGCCAUCAAGGACAAGUCUGCCUUCCUGAAGGUGGCUCAGACCAGGCUGGAUGAGCGUACGCGGAGGCCCAACAUAGAGCUCUGCAGAGACAUGGCUCAGCUGCGCCUGGUUAACGAGGUGUACGAGGUGGACGACACCAUCCAGACCCUGCGGCAGCGCCUGAGGGACGCGGAGGACACGCUGCAGUCGCUGGUCCACACCAAGGCCACCCUGGAGCACGACCUGGCGGUCAAAGCCAACUCCCUGUACAUCGACCAGGAGAAGUGCAUGACCAUGCGCAGGAGCUUCCCCAGCACCCAGCGGCUGGUGGGCUUCUGCUAGGGCCCCCUCCCCCGGACCAGGUGUGAGGCUCCCCAGGCAAGGCGGAACCAGGGCGCCGCGCAUGCGCACAUCCACGAGGGCGGAUCUAUAUUCACUUGCUUAUUAAAGGAUCGUAUUUAUAGA